AUGGGUUGUUCGGUAGCAAAAUCAUCAUAAAAAGACUCUACCAAAUAGCAAUAACAUUAAUAACUAAGAGAACCUGAAAUCUAAGAUUAAUCACAUGUUAUAAUACCUAAAACAACUUCUAAAAAUAUUCCUCUCUUUGUUUAACCAAAUAGUUGUAGACGUACUUCAGAUAAUCUCGUAAGAUUCAAAACAGAAACAGACUCCAAUAAUAAUUUGCUCUCUAUUAAAAAAAAUCCUAUUUAUCUUAGAAGGGCCAGUUCAAAAACUUAAGCAGAUUAGAGUCACGAUCUAUAACCUAAAGAAUGAGAAUCAAAUCUAAUUAUCUGAUAUGGGUUUUUGUAUUAUUAAC
Messenger RNA from Paramecium sonneborni, 349 nucleotides. Lineage: Eukaryota; Ciliophora; Oligohymenophorea; Peniculida; Parameciidae. The record is from the annotation of a GenBank genome assembly.